CUCAUUUUCAUUUUCGCAUUUGGUAUUGGACCCGAUUCAAUUCCUUGGUUGAAUUUCAAACUAACGUUAGAAAAAAGAUGAGGCAAAAUCAUUGAUGUACCGGAAACGAAGGGCUGAAUAUCAAAUCCCUCGCAGAGAAUUUUACUCAUUUCUCAUCACUCCCCAUUCCCCAAUCUCCUCUUCGCCGCCGCCGCCGCAUGGAGCCGCCAACGCCGACGACAGAUGUUCCUCUGUGGCUGUCACCUCUCCCAGCGGACAUCAUCUUGGAGAUCUUGUGCCGCAUCGGCGACGCUGUCGCCGUCGUCCGCUGCGCCGCCACCUGCAAAGCGUGGCGCAGCCUCAUCCUAGACCCCUCAUUCCUCUCCCACCUCCGCCGCCGUCGCGUCGGGCGUUUCGACCCCUCACCCCUCCUUGGCUUCUUCUUCCGGGACACCUCCCAGAAGCUUUCCCGUCGCCGCCUCUACCUUCGCCGCCCCACGCGCUUCCUCCUCGUCGGCCCUUCUCAGUCGCAGCCACCCGCGCUCCUCCACCUGUCCCACUUCUUGCCGAGCGCGGCCUGCCUCAACUGGUUCGCCCCCGUCGCGUCUGGCGCCGGCGGGCUUCUUGCCCUCCAACGUGCCCCGGCUAACUCGGACGACGAUGUCAGGAUCUGCGUCUGCGACCCCGUAGCCGGGACCUCCACCUUCCUUCCUCCCCUCUCGCCGCCCAUUCUGUUCCCCCACAACAUCGUCUUCCUGGAGGCCGAUGGCUCCUCAUUCCGGCUACUCGCGGUGGUGGACAGCCAACUGGGGCUCCUCCUUCGCGCCUUCUCCUCCCAAACCGGAGAGUGGGGCAGAACUGUAACGGCCCAACUGCCUGACAACAUGGUGGUCCUCUUCAACUCACCUGCCGUCGUCCACCAUGGUGCCAUCCACUGGAUAUGCGGCACCCGUGCCCUCCCGAAUGCGGUGCACGCACUCGCCGUGCGCCCCAGCCAGACGGAGGCGUCUGUCUGCCGAAUUGACCUUCCGCUGCGUGCAGGCAUACACCGCUUGAAGCUUGCGUCGAUGGCAGUUCGGUUGGCCAGUUCACCUCAGGGGUGUCUCUCCUUGAUUCUUCUGGAUGAACCUGUGAUCUCCAUCUGGAAUUUUGAAGAAAACGGUGCUGGUGGGAAGUCAUGGGUGCUUCACAAGACUGUAUAUCUGAUGUCAGUGUUGCCAUCGGCAAUCUUUGAUCCUUCUGUAGAGUGGAGGCUCUCUGUUCAAGCAUUGUGUGAGAAGAGUGGCUCCCUAUUCUUGCAUGCUGCUGGGGAGGGCCUCUUUGUGCUCAACCUUCAUACAGAGGUGAUCACGAAAGUAUGCAAGGACCAUAGCAUCAAGUACCUGUGCCCAUAUGUGGCAGAUUUGAGUUCUUGUUUAUCAACCAUGAAAAAGUUCUGAUGUUGGAUCACAAUUCAGGUUUUUAUCCUUAUCCACUAGUUUAAUGCCUAUUAAGAAAUGGGUGUUUUGUUCUGUUUGGAUGUAUUUUUUGGGGGUUAAUCUGAACUAAAGUAUGAUGUGGAAUGAUAUUUUCUGUGAUGUAUCACCUGCUUUAAGUGUUUAUUGUCAUACCUGGCAGCUUUAUAUUGUUUACUGAACUUUCAGCUAA
This is a messenger RNA of Brachypodium distachyon (stiff brome), 1626 nucleotides long. RefSeq lists its product as uncharacterized. Gene Ontology annotation, molecular function: protein binding. NCBI's taxonomy places the organism in Eukaryota, Viridiplantae, Streptophyta, Magnoliopsida, Poales, Poaceae. Bases 198 to 1418 code for a protein of 406 amino acids. The transcript has a single exon. The record is from RefSeq and is a predicted model, not a curated record.